This is a messenger RNA of Rhizoctonia solani, 429 nucleotides long. RefSeq names its product ribosomal protein S9/S16. NCBI's taxonomy places the organism in Eukaryota, Fungi, Basidiomycota, Agaricomycetes, Cantharellales, Ceratobasidiaceae. Gene Ontology annotation, biological process: translation; maturation of SSU-rRNA from tricistronic rRNA transcript (SSU-rRNA, 5.8S rRNA, LSU-rRNA). The record is from RefSeq and is a predicted model, not a curated record. Bases 1 to 429 code for a protein of 142 amino acids. The transcript is spliced from 3 exons. Gene Ontology annotation, cellular component: ribosome; cytosolic small ribosomal subunit. Gene Ontology annotation, molecular function: RNA binding; structural constituent of ribosome.
AUGAGCAAACAGGCCGUUCAGACUUUCGGAAAGAAGAAGACCGCCACUGCGGUCGCCCAUGCGCGUGAAGGUCGUGGUCUCCUCCGUAUCAACGGUUCGCCCAUCGAACUUGUUCAGCCCGAGAUUCUGCGCUACAAGGUUUACGAGCCUGUACUCGUAGUCGGCGAGGACAAGUUCCAGACUGUUGAUAUCCGAGUCCGUGUCAAGGGUGGUGGACACACCUCUCAAGUCUAUGCUAUCCGCCAGGCGAUCGCCAAGGCGGUUGUUGCGUACUAUGCCAAGUACCACGAUGCCGCGAGCGCGUUGGAGCUCAAGAAGCAACUGGUUACCUAUGACAGGACGCUGUUAAUUGCAGACCCCAGGCGGGCGGAGCCCAAGAAGUUUGGUGGACAGGGUGCUCGUGCUCGCAGGCAAAAGAGUUACCGGUAA